This is a messenger RNA of Sphaeramia orbicularis (orbiculate cardinalfish), 2865 nucleotides long. Its product is annotated as extensin-like. The transcript is spliced from 5 exons. The record is from RefSeq and is a predicted model, not a curated record. The coding region runs from base 1 to 2865 and encodes 954 amino acids. NCBI's taxonomy places the organism in Eukaryota, Metazoa, Chordata, Actinopteri, Kurtiformes, Apogonidae.
AUGUCGGGUCUCUGUGUGAAGGAACGUCUGAGUGGGACUAACUGUGCUUCCACAAAGACGCUGCAGGCCAGCGAGCAUCAGGACCCGCCUCCACAACAGCUGCUUCCAAUCACAGUCAGACCAGUGGCACAAGACACUGAGGAGGGCAGGAAGGACCCCAGGACACAAAUACCUCCUUUCCCUCACACCGGGCACGCCUCUCCUGGACCCUCUCCUGGACCCCUACCCCGGACCCCUUCCCUGGAGCCUUCUCCUGGAGCCUUCUCUUGGACCCCUCCACCUGGACCCCUCCCCUGGACUCCCCUCCUGGACCCCUCUUCUGGACCCUCUCCUGGACCCCUCUUCUGGACCCUCUCCAGGACCCCUCCACCUGGACCCCUCCCCUGGACCCCUCUCCUGGACCCCUCUUCUGGAUCCCUCCCCUGGACCCCUUUCCUGGGCCCCUCUUCUGGACCCCUCUCCAGGACCCCUCCCCUGGAUCCCUCUCCUGGACCCCUCCCCUGGACCCUUCUUCUGGACUCCUUUUCUGGACCCCUCCCCUGGACCCCUCUCCUGGACCCCUCCCCUGGACCCUUCUUCUGGACCCCUUUUCUGGACCCCUCCCCUGGACCCCUCUCCUGGACCCCUCCCCUGGACCCUUCUUCUGGACCCCUUUUCUGGACUCCUCCCCUAGACCCCUGCCAUGGACCCCUCUUCUGGACCCCUCCUCUGGACCCCUCUCCUGGACCCCUCCCCUGGAUCCCUCUCCUGGACCCCUCCCCUGGACCCCUCUUCUGGACCCUUUUCCUGGGCCCCUCUUCUGGACCCCUCUCCUGGACCCCUCCCCUGGAUCCCUCUCCUGGACCCCUCCCCUGGACCCUUCUUCUGGACCCCUUUUCUGGACCCCUCCCCUGGACCCCUCUCCUGGACCCCUCCCCUGGACCCUUCUUCUGGACCCCUUUUCUGGACCCCUCCCCUGGACCCCUCUCCUGGACCCCUCCCCUGGACCCUUCUUCUGGACCCCUUUUCUGGACUCCUCCCCUAGACCCCUGCCAUGGACCCCUCUUCUGGACCCCUCUCCUGGACCCUCCUCUGGACCCCUCCCCUGGACCCCUCUCCUGGACCCUCCUCUGGACCCCUCCCCUGGACCCCUCCCCUGGACCCUUCUUCUGGACCCCUUUUCUGGACUCCUCCCCUAGACCCCUGCCAUGGACCCCUCUUCUGGACCCCUCUCCUGGACCCUCCUCUGGACCCCUCCCCUGGACCCCUCUCCUGGACCCUCCUCUGGACCCCUCUCCUGGACCCCUCCCCUGGACCCUUCUUCUGGACCCCUUUUCUGGACCCCUCCACCUGGACCCCUCCCCUGGACCCCUCCACCUGGACCCCUCCACCUGGACCCCUCCCCUGGACCCCUCCACCUGGACCCCUCCCCUGGACCCCUCCCCUGGACCCCUCUCCUGCCACAUCCACUGUCCAACUACCACACCCACUGUCAAACUACCACUCCCACUGUCCAACAACCACACCCACUGUCCAACUACCACACCCACUUUCCAACAACAACACCCACUGUCCAACAACCACUCCCACUGUCCAACAACCACACCCACUGUUCAACUACCACACCCACUGUCCAACUGCCACACCCACUGUCCAUCUACCACACCUACAUUCCAACAACCACACCCACAGUCCAACAACCACACCCAUUGUCCAUCUACCACACCCACUGUCAAACUACCACCCCCACUGUCCAUCUACCACAUCCACUGUCCAACAACCACACCCACUACUACCACACCCACUGUCCAACAGCCACAUCCACUGUCCAACUACCACACCCACUGUCAAACUACUACCCCCACUGUCCAUCUACCACCCCCACUGUCCAACAACCACACCCACAGUCCAACAACCACACCCACUGUCAAACUACCACCCCCACUGUCCAUCUACCACACCCACUGUCCAACAACCACACCCACUGUCCAACAACCACACCCACUGUCCAUCUACCACACCUACUGUCCAACAACCACACCCACUGUCCAACAACCACUCCCACUGUCCAACUACCACACCCACUGUCAAGCUACCACCCCCACUGUCCAUCUACCACCCACACUGUCCAACAACCACACCCACUGUCCAACUACCACACCCACUGUCCAACUGCCACACCCACCAUCCAUCUACCACACCUACAUUCCAACAACCACACCCACAGUCCAACAACCACACCCACUGUCCAACUACCACACCCACUGUCAAACUACCACCCCCACUGUCCAACAACCACACCCACCGUCCAACAACCACACCCACUCUCCAACAACAACACCCACCGUCCAACAACCACACCCACUGUCCAACUGCCACAUCCACCAUCCAUCUACCACACCUACAUUCCAACAACCACACCCACAGUCCAACAACCACACCCAUUGUCCAUCUACCACACCCACUGUCCAACAGCCACUCCCACUGUCCAACUACCACACCCACUGUCAAACUACCACCCCCACUGUCCAACUACCACACCCACCAUCCAACAACCACCCCCACUGUCCAACUACCACACCCACCAUCCAACAACCACCCCCACUGUCCAUCUACCACACCCACUGUCCAACAACCACACCCACUGUCCAACUACCACCCCCACUGUCCAUCUACCACCCCCACUGUCCAACUACCACACCCACCAUCCAACAACCACACCCACUGUCCAGCUACCACACCCACUGUCCAACAAAAAGAUCUGACUGUCCAACUACCACACCCACUGUCCAACUACCGCACCCACUGUCCAACUACCACGCCCAUUGUCCACCUACCACACCCACUGUCUUUCUUAUUACAGUCUUUCAUAACACUCCCACCUGA